This is a messenger RNA of Sphaerodactylus townsendi, 1159 nucleotides long. RefSeq names its product PDZ domain containing 9 (gene PDZD9). NCBI's taxonomy places the organism in Eukaryota, Metazoa, Chordata, Lepidosauria, Squamata, Sphaerodactylidae. The record is from RefSeq and is a predicted model, not a curated record. Bases 90 to 875 code for a protein of 261 amino acids. Gene Ontology annotation, molecular function: protein binding. The transcript is spliced from 5 exons.
CGUCGACUUAUACUUCUGAGUACUACGGUUCGGAUGAAGAUGAGUUGUCGGAACACAGCUUGAGCACCACGGUAAAGAUCAACAUCCAAAUGGAAAAGGACGGGCUCGGGUUCAUAAUCAUCCAGAACGGGCCUUAUCUCCAGCUCACGGGCCUGGUGGAGAACAGCGCCGCAGCCAGAGAUGGAAAACUGCAAGAGGGGGACGUGUUCCUUAAAAUUGGGCACGCAAACGUCUUGGGGUGGACGCUGCGCGAACUCCGGCAACUUCUGCAAGGCACCCCCAUCGGGACCGCUCUGCAGAUCCAGGUCUAUAGGGAUUUUCUCGCACUGCCCAGCAGGUGGACAUCCGUGAUGGACCACAUUCCGGAAAAAUCCGGGACCAAUUCAGCCAGCGAUGUCAGUGAAGAGAGCUGGACGAGCAGCGAAGGCACGGACGAACCCGAAGAUCACACGCAGGAAACAGACAGCGAAGGAGAUCGCCAAACCACCCCUGACAGUCGUGCUGUGCAAGAGGAAAACGUUGCCCCCGACCCAGCUCCUCCGAUUAAAACAGUACACUACCAAGAUACGUGUGAGGAGCCAGAAGGGGCCAAAGCCACACGCCACGCCCCGGCCACACAAAUGUCUCACUUUGGGCCUUCCCCACAACCUCAGUUUAUCUCCAGAGAUUGGCACUUCUUUGAAAGGAAAAAACACACCUUCACCGUGGGCUCGGACAUCGGCUGUGACAUUAUGAUCCAUAAAGAUCACAGGGAAAAAUCGAGAUGGUCUUCGCCCUACUGGACUAUGCCGAAAGCGAACAUUGCUUCGUCGUCGUCUUCCUCUUCCUUGUCGGAGGUGUUCUGGCUCACAGAUUCUGCUGAGGACAGGGAGUAAUCACGCGGGCAGCUUCUGCUUGCCGAAACUGGGUUUUUUGGGACAGCACUCGCUUCAGAUGGAUUUGCACACUCACGUCCCUGAAUUGGACUACGCUUUCCUGCGCUUGGUGAUCAGAAAACUCGAGAAGAGAGGAUGCCCCGCCUCCUAAAACGGUGACGCCGGUGGGGAAAACUGUGACUCUUCACACCUGUUUCUGGAAGCCUUGAAAUCAGAUUUGCAAGAGGUAAAUAAUGAUUUCUGGUGCAAACAAAUGACCCUAGCCCAGCCCUAUCGGGUUGGCC